Triticum urartu is the source of this 3344-nucleotide messenger RNA. The record is from RefSeq and is a predicted model, not a curated record. Lineage: Eukaryota; Viridiplantae; Streptophyta; Magnoliopsida; Poales; Poaceae.
AUGCACUCCUUUCCAGUUUUGCCUGACCAAUUUGUAGAUGCUGCAUAUUCUCCUCUGUUGUUGCCUAACCAUGGUGCAGGAACUGAACGGGGUGCUCGCCUUGAGCUUCUUCAUGACGACAUGGUUGCUAUGGCACCAACUGCAGUUGUGACGCCGGAUGGGUCGCUCGACGUGGCGCUUGAUGACGACCGCGACGCCGAUCGCAUGUGCAUGCCCCAUGCACGUGGAUCAGGUGGUGCGGCCACCUCACCUAGCUCGGCUGCUAGCCCUGCCACUCCAGUUCGGCAACCCGAGCUGGCUGCCACUACAGUUCGGCCGCCCGAGCCGGCAACCUCCACGGCCUCUGCCCCACGUGGGACGUCCUCGCCUGGUCUGCCUUCACCGGCCACUCCGGGCCCAACAUUGUCGUGCCCGUCUUCGCCGGUCUCUCCAGAGCAUGUAAAGCCUAUGGGAUCUCCUUCGGCAGAGUUUGUGGACUCGCCUGCUGCUGUGGCUUCUCCAACACCUUCGCCACCUGUCGUAUUGCGCCCUCAUACGCGCAGCAAGAGUGGCAUUGUCAAGCCUCUCCAGCGCACGGAUGGUACGGUCGCAUGGCUUGCGGCCUGUGUUGCUCGUGCUGAGGCCGAUCCUAUGGUGGAACCGCGGCAUUUCCAGGCAGCGCUUGGCAUUCCACACUGGCGCGCUGCUAUGGAACAGGAGAUCCAUGCCCUUCGGAAGAAUAGUACUUGGCGUCUGGUUCCUCCUACUUCCACUGUCAAUGUUAUUGAUUUCAAAUGGGUGUUCAAGGUGAAGAAACAUGCUGACGGGUCCAUUGAGAGGUACAAGGCACGACUGGUGGCCAAAGGUUUGGAGGUUCUUCAUUCUGACAGUGGCUUGACUCUCACUCAGCAGAAGUACUCUCAGGAUCUGUUGCGACGUGCAGACAAAUUAUCAGCUUUUGAUGGGGACUUGCUCUCUUCUGAGGAUGCCACUGAGUACCGCAGCAUCGUUGGUGGACUGCAAUACUUGCUCGUCACUCGGCCAGAUAUUUCAUUUGCAGUUAACCGUCCCGCGGCUUCUGGUUUGAUCUCAGCCUUCUCUGAUGCUAAUUGGGCUGGUAGUCCCGAUGAUAGGCGAUCCACGGGAGGACAUGCUGUGUUUUUUGGUCCUAACUUGAUCGCCUGGCAAGCUCGAAAGCAAGCUACCGUGUCUCGGAGUAGCACUGAAGCUGAGUACAAAGCAGUUGCUAAUGCCACAGCUGAGAUCAUAUGGGUUCAGUCAUUGCUUCGAGAGUUGAAGGUCUCUCAAGCCCAGCCGCCUGUUCUUUGGUGUGAUAACAUCGGUGCUACAUAUCUUUCAUCCAAUCCGUCCCCCACCUCCCCCUUCUUCCCGGUCCACCCCGGCAAGUGCAGUCUCUUCGUGCUCGACUCGCGCCAUGGCCUCGUCCUCUCAAAUACCAUCGGCCCGAGCGGCGAACCCCUCUGCCUCAUCGUGUGGGACCUCGUCGGCCACCGCCAGUGGCGGUUGCCCUUGCCGGAUUUCGUGGACUGGCCAACCUUUCCAGACUGCGCCGCCGCGGUGCUCUGCGCCGCCGAUGGCUGCGACCACCUCAAUUGCCCUGGCUACCCCUUCCGUGUGGUCUAUGUGGGCACCGAUGACGAUGGCGUCGCGCAAGCUUGCGUCUACUCUUCAGAGUCCUGUGCCUGGAGCCCCGUGACGUCUUGUGAGCACCCUGAAUUGCCCCUGCACGUCAGGCUCUCUUGGCCCAAUGCCCUUGUGGGAGAUGCAGUCUAUUUCUUGUGCACUCAGGAAACGGUAGUCCUGCGAUAUGACUUGUUCAGCCAGGAGCUAUCGAUGAUUCACUGGCCAGCCAUGCACAAGUGGAAGUGCAGCUAUAUCCUUAUGCGAAUGGAGAACGAUAUGCUGGGCUGUGCCAAUCUGCAGGAGUCCAGGCUCGAACUAUGCUCGAUGGAGGCUGACGCAGACGGAGCUGUGAAAUGGGCAACACGCAGAGUCGUCGAACUCCAGAACUUGCUACCCUCGACCCCCAGAUAUGUGAUUAGCUGCACCGAUGGAUUUCGUGUCUUUUUUGUGCGGACAGAUCUUGGCACUUUCACAGUUGAGCUUAAUUCUGGCCGAGUUAAGAAGGUAUCCAGUAGCAGUGAAGUCAUUCCCUACACGAGGUUCUACACUCCAGACCUAGCUGGGGGCAUAACACCUCCAUCAACCAUGGCGUCCUCCUCAGAGAAUGUUGAGACGACCCAAGACGAGCACCAUGUGGGUGAUGAGAGGGAGAAAUGUGUAGAGAAGGGCGAGGACGAUUUUGACUUGGAGGAGAACGGAUGGGAGGAGGAGGCCGAGGAAGAGGAGUGGGGAUGGGAUAGGGAGAAAGCUGCAAAUGAGCUGUUUGCCAAGGGGUCCAAGGCGAUCGAGGAGGAACAAUUCGUUCACGCGAUUCACUGUUUCGACGAUGUCCUUGAGAGUAGGGUGCUAUUUUAUGGGAGACUUUCUCCAAUGUGUAUUAGCACGUAUUACAAAUAUGGACGUGCUUUGCUGUACAAAGUUCGAGAAGACUUAGUGAAGGGUACAACCAGCAGAGAUGAUACUGGAAGCUCAAAGGCAUCUUGUAGCAAUGUGAAGAAAGGUGAUACUAGAAAAGAUUUGGAUCUGGCCUGGAAAAUGUUACAUAUUGUGAGGGCAAUAAGUGAAAAUUGUCCUUGGAUGCCUAUGGCUAAAGUUGAUACAUAUUGUGCUCUUGCUAAAGUUUCCAUGGAAAGAGAAGACAUAGACUACUCACUCCGUGCUCGGUUCAAAGCUUUAGCCAUCUUGGAGCAUUUGGUUGAGCCUGACCAUUGUCGGAUUGUCGUACUAAACUUCCACAUAUUCCUGGCUUUCACGUCGGCAUCGAAGAUUGGAGACGCGCUCCCAUAUGCUGUAAAGGUUCUGUCAUUGUACAAGUCACGUGUGCGGAAGCUGAGAAAGGCUCUUGAAGAUUUGUUGGCUGUUAAAGGUGAGAAUGCACCUGCUGCUGAAGUUGGCUCAGAAGAGUUGUCGCUGAACAAUGAGAUAGAUGUGCUUAAUAAUAUAUUCACUGCACUAGAGAACAAGCUUAAAGACCUGGCGCAAGCAUUACUUACCCCAACCUCGGAGGCAAGUGGUACGCAUAACGUUGUCUAUGCUGCACCAAAAGAUGCAUCUUCGACCUUACAAAUUGCUGGACCAAGUAAUUCUAUGUCUACAGCAGCAACAAUCGAGACACAGAGUAGUACUGGAAUCGACCUAGAGACUGCAGGCCAAGGCAUGAAACAAGCAGUGGCAAGCUGAUCUCCUGCUGAACCUUCUUGUCCCGAGAAGCUUUUGGAGGA